AUGGCCGGAGUUUCAACGGAAUCGUACCAAAAGCCGGCACCAGCUGCUCUGGCCGACAUAGUCACAGCACUCUCGAACCCUAAUUUUGCUGCUGCUUUUGCAUCGGCCAUUUCUUCCAUCCUUGGUGGCGACGAUGUGAGAAAAGCCAGUUCUGGGUUUGAACCCAUGGCGAAAUCAGACGAAGAGGAAGUGGAAAAGCGAGAGGAGGCUGCUCGAAGGUUGGAGGCGAGAAGGCUGGAGAAACAGAGUAGGGUUGUAUUUCCGAAGCCGAAGGUGAGGGAGGCGGAGCUAAAGCGACGGGAGAAGAAGAAACAAGCAGAGCAAGAGAAGUUUCCUGUCGAGAACAUGUUUCAUGAAGAUGCAAUUUUCGAAACCAGGUCAGUCUUGGAACCGAUUGCUGUUGAGAAUAGGCUUAGUGCCUCGUUUAUACCUCUUGAAAAACCUGAAAUUCCUCAGAAGAGUGAAGCAAAACCUGCAGCAACUUUGAAGAAGGAAACAAUUGGUAAUUUUGAUGGUUGGCAAAAAGUGGAAAGAAAAAGAAGGCACAAAAGUAAGGUGUACAACUUCUUUUUCACCAGAUUUCCAGACAAUUGGGAUGAAUUAGCUUUGGAGAGCAUGUUCAAAAGAUUCAAAGAGCCUUGCUCCUCUAGACCAAAGUUCAUCUGUCCUUUUUUUGCUAAACUUUCGGCUUCUGAAGCCGAUCUCUUGGAAUCGUCUUUUUCCGCUAUGGAAAUAAAAGAGGCUGUUUGGUCUUGUGAUGGGUCGAAAGCUMYAGGGCCUGAUGGCCUUAAUUUUAAUUUCAUUAAGAAAUUUUGGCCAGUGGUUGGCAGGUCUAUUAUUGAGGCGGUUAAAUUUUUUGAAUUUUCGGGCAGGAUAACCAAGGGAUGCAAUGCUUCUUUUAUCGCCUUAAUUCCCAAAAAAAUUGAUCCCUUGGACGUCUCGGACUAUAGGCCCAUAUGUUUACUUGGUUGUAUGUACAAAAUAAUUGCUAAGCUUCUAACCAGCAGAUUGGUAAAGGUUAUGAGCAAGCUCGUCAGUGGUAAUCAAUCUGCCUACAUCCCGGGUAGACAAAUGUUGGAUGGCUGCUUGAUAGCAAAUGAGAUCGUGAAUCAUGCCAAAAAGAAGAAAAUGCAAAUUUUUCUCUUCAAAGUGGAUUUUGAAAAGGCUUAUGACUCGGUCAACUGGAAGUGUCUCUUUCACACUAUGAAGCAAAUGGGAUUCGGAAAUAAAUGGAUCAACUGGAKUAAAGCUUGCUUGAAAUCUGCUUCUACRUCCAUUUUGAUUAAUGGAACACCAUCCGACGAGUUUAACAUGCAAAGGGGUCUAAGACAAGGAGACCCUCUUUCUCCGUUUCUGUUUCUGCUUAUAGGCGAAGUCCUACAACUCAUGAUCAGAUCUGCUUGCAACCAGGGGCUGUUUAAGGGCAUCCGGCUGGCAAAGUCUAAUCGAAAUCUUUCUCUYCUUCAAUUUGCGGAUGACGCUUUAAUAUUCGGCAAAUGGUCGCGUAAGAAUUUAGUAACUCUUACUAAUAUUCUUAAUUGCUUUCAUGAAGUUUCAGGACUGCGGAUAAAUUUAUCCAAAUGCAACCUUUUUGGUAUUGGAAUUCCGGAAGCGGAGGUCAACAACAUGGCAGGUAUGUUAAAAUGCAUGGCCUCUUCUUUUCCCUUCACAUAUCUGGGGCUCCCUGUUGGGGGUAACAUGAAGAAAAUAGCUUCAUGGUCGGUUGUUAAAGACAAAUUCCUCAAGAAACUGUCAAACUGGAAGUCAAAAUGCCUUUCCAUAGGCGGAAGAUUUACUCUGAUUCAGUCGGUGCUAUCUUCCCUUCCGCUGUUCUACUUCUCGCUCUUCAAAGCRCCCAAGACAAUCAUCAACAAUUUGGAAUCCAUAAGGAGAAGAUUUUUUUGGGGACAUAAGGAGGGGGAAAACAAAAUGCAUUGGGUCGCUUGGGAGAAAAUUAUGUGCUCAAAGUCAAAUGGUGGUUUGGGAGUUGUCUGUUUAAAAGYUAAAAAUGAUGCUUUGUUAGCUAAAUGGGUUUGGAGGUUCYUGUCUAGUUCUAAUGCCACUUGGAAAGAUGUUAUUUCUGAAUUUUAUGGCGAGGAUGGAGGUCUCUUUUCUAAUARGCCUUUGGCUGGAAAUAGUGUAUGGGUGUCUAUAGUCAACACUUGCAGAAAUGUGACAGUGGCAAAUCAAAAUAUUAUUCAAUCGUUUACGAAACAAAUUGCUAAAGAUUCCAACUCUCUUUUUUGGAAUGAUGCAAGCAUUGGUCAAGGGUCAAAGUUGAAAGAUAUAUUUCCUAGACUUUAUGCUUUGGAAAGGGAUAAAAACGCCGUCUUCAAAGAUAGAUGGACUUAUACUAAUGGUUAUUGGUCUGGUGUUUGGGACUGGAAUACAACGGUUAGAGGAAGAAGCUUAGAUGAUCUUCUAGCUUUAAAAAGGCAACUCUCUCAAACGCAUUUUAAUACUUCGGGCGAGGAUGUGUGGUCUUGGAAUUGGCACAAAAAAGGGAUUUUCACGGUAAACCACAUGUCUAAGUUAAUCCAAGGGCUUGCUAUCUCGAAUGGUUCAAGCAAUGAACCAUGUUUUUGGAGCCCUUUAAUUCCKAAGAAGGUAAACAUUUUCAUUUGGCGCUUCCUUAAAGAAGCCAUUCCUGUAAGAUUUAACCUAUCUAAAAGAGGGAUUCAGGUGCAGUCUUUGGAGUGCAUCCUGUGUGAAAAAGGUGUUGAAACAAUGGAUCAUUGUUUCUUUUCUUGUUCGGUGGCAAGCAUUCUUUGGAGGAAAAUUUGGGCCUGGUGGGAUCUUCAAGCUCCACGACUUUCUUCGGUGGCUGAUUUCAAAAUGCUAAUCAAUCAAGUAGGAUCUCUUCGCAAGGUUGGUGUGAUUUUUUUAUCAGUUUGCGCUGUGGCUCUUUGGCAUCUUUGGAAGUGGCGGAACGAAAUUCUUCAUGCUGAGGAUGGGCUUCUUGCUGGAUUCGCUUAUGUUUUGUUUAAUAUUAGUGGUUGGCUUGGUUGWGGGUGA
Cynara cardunculus var. scolymus (artichoke) is the source of this 3015-nucleotide messenger RNA. RefSeq lists its product as uncharacterized. Lineage: Eukaryota; Viridiplantae; Streptophyta; Magnoliopsida; Asterales; Asteraceae. The record is from RefSeq and is a predicted model, not a curated record. The transcript is spliced from 3 exons. Bases 1 to 3015 code for a protein of 1004 amino acids.